UAUGAUUAAUUAAAAGGAUCUACUUACAUCAGACUCAGGUGAGAUUGUCUUCUUAGAGAGUAAAACUUAAUAUGAUCUUUUGUAAUAAAAAGUAGAAUAGUUAGAAAAAUAAGUGAAAGUAUAAUAUUAUAUUAUAAAAAGGAAUUGGACUAAAAUAAUUAAUAAUUAAAGAAAAAUCUUACACAAAGUAGGAGAGAUUAUUAAUAAUUAUUUGAGGAUCUUGAAAAAUAUAGUAAUGAAAACAUUUAAUAUAGAAAAAAGUGAAGAAGAGUACUUCAAAAAUAGAGAAUAUAAUUCGGUCAAGUUAUUGAAAUAGUUUACAACUCUUGAAAAUAAAAUUAUAGAAUAAGAAGAAAAAAUAAAGAAAUUGAUAGAAUAAAAUUAAAUGCUUACAGACACUAAUAAAGAAUUAGAGAAUUAAAAUGAUUAUCUUUAAAGUUAAAAUUUUGUCAUUGAUUAAGAAAAAUAGAAGAUUUUUGUAUAUUUUAUUUUGAUUUUAGAAUUCUCAUUAUUCAAGAAAGUAAGAAUUAAAAGAAGUUACAUAAGAAAAGAUUUAAUAUGAAGAGAAAUUAAAGGAAAAUAAAUAAAAAAUUGAAAGUUUAGAAAAUGAAAUUGAAACACUUCAAUAGAAAUAAAGUAACAUUAAAUAUAUUAUAUUAAUAUAGUUGAUUAUGAAAAAUAAAUAAGUCAUUGGUAAUCACUUUCAGAAAAGAAAGAAUAAUUAGCUUAAAUGUCUUAAGAAUUAUUAGAAUAAUAACUAUAAUAAUAAUAAAUUGUUAAUUAACCUAAUCAAGAUGAAUAUAAAAGUAAUAUUAUUAUGAGUUUGUAAAGUAAAGAAUUUUAUUAUAAAUUAGAAAUUGAACAAUAAAUAGGAGGAAAAUUUAAUCAUAUUGAAUAAGAAUUAAAAGAUAAUGAAAGUUAAAAAGAAUAUAAGAGGAAUGAACAAAUUUUAUUUUUAAAUCAAGCAUUUAAUUUAUAAUUGAGAUUGAAGUUAGAAAAUAGAUUUAUUACAUUUAAACAUGAAUUCAGAGAUAAUUAAAUUCGUGAGUGAUAUCAAUAUAUAUUGAAAAUAAUUAUUAAUAAUCAUUUUUUAUUUCUUUAAAAUGUAAAAUUUGUUCUCUCUUUUCUAGAAUCCCAACAUGUUGAAUUCUACUAAUUAAUAGAUUCAACUAUACUAAAGAACAAUCAAAGUAUAUAUUUCUUGAUUAAUAUACAAGAAUUUAGAAAAUGCUUCAAAUAAGACUUUAGAAUUAUUCAUAAUUUCUAAGACUUGGCUUCGAUAAUGGAAACACUAUGUAAAGUAUUAUGAAAACUAAUACUAUAAUUCCAUUUAAAGAUAGUAAAAAGUAAGCAAACAUCUUUAUUUUCAAGCCUGGACCUAUUAAUUCUGAUUUAAAAUCAGAUGAAAUUUUCUUAUUCAACUAUCCAAAUAAUCAUUCUUUUAAUUAGAAAAUAAUAAAAUUAGAUCCAGAAGAUUAUGUUCUAGUAAACUAUUCAAUUAAAUUAUAGAUUGGAAGUGAUUUGAUGAAUAUGUGGCAUUUAGAAUUUGGAUCUGAUUUAACAAUAUUUAGAUAGAUAACUUUUGAUGAAAAAUCUAAACCAAUUACAAAUGUUAAUCUAAGAAGAGUAAGACAAUUUAAUAACUAUAUUAGUAAGAAAUUUAUAUGAAAAUUUAAAAUUCUACUCGAGGUAUUAUCUAAGUAGAUGAGAAAUGUUUGAUAAAAUAAUGGAUUAUUUUAAUAAAAUCAGCUUUAAAAAGUGAGUUUUAAUUAAAUUGUGAAAACAUUAGAUUAUGGAAGCAUAAAAACUUUCCCGCUAAUUAAGCUUUAAAACAAUUAGAAUAAAAUAAUGGAAAAUUUAAUGGAUUGAUUUUGGAUGAUAAUUAAAGUGUAGGAUAUUAUAAAGCUGAUUUAAUUUUUAUAGAUAUUUAAGAAAAUGGAAAGUGGCAAUAUGAAUAAUUAGAUUAUAAAGUAUAUAUGAAUUUUAUAUUAGAAAUCUUAUUAAGAAGAAUUUAAAUAUAUAUUUAAUAAAGCAUUUAAAGGAUGUGGUAAAUUUUAUUGUGAUAAAAAUUAUUGUAAUAGUAAUCCAGUUUUUAAUUAAUUGCAAUUUGAAAAAGCUAGUUUAUAAUAAUUUCUUAUUGAAUCUUUUAAAGAAGAUAGUAUAGAUUGGAAUGAGGUUUGUUUUAAUUCUGAAUAAGAAUUAAAACCAAUUUAAUAAAGAGAUGAAGAUUUUAUAUAAUAAAUAUGCAAAUUGUCAGAAUAUCCAAAUAGUUUUGGUUGUUCAUUUAUUUAGGAUUUUAAUGGUACUUAUGAAUAAAUACUUAUGAAUAAUGAUAAUCCUGCAUUAAAUAUGAAUCUAAUAAAUGAAAUAAAUAAAUCUAUCUCUGUAUAUGUUUUGAAAGGUUGGAUCAAUAAUUUAUAUAAAUCUAAAGAACGUAGUCCAUUUAAAUUGAGAUCAAUAUUCAUUAUUUUACAAUUUGAUUGUUUUAAUAAAAUUAUAAGUGAAAAAUAAAAUAAUUUAUUUGAAUAUAUAUUGAAUUUGGAUAAAUAGAGUAAGAAUCAAUUAUCCUAAUAUUUGACUUUACUUCCAACUUAACAAUUUAUUAAUAUAGUUGAAGUUACAAUUAAAAAUUUGGCAUCUUUUAUUAAAUAAUAGUCAUAAUAGACAAUUUAAUUAUUAUAUAAAGCAGACAUCAAUUAUUUAAUUUAAUAACUUGAAUUUUUAUAAAUAUUUUACAAAUCUAAUGAAAAACUUAAAAGAAUUCCUACUGAUAAAUUCAUUAUAAAAGAAGUAACAAAACUAUAUCCACAUUAAGGAGAAUUAUUGGAAUAUAAAUAAUUUGCUUGUUAUAAUAAAAAAUAAUUUGAGAAUUAUUACUUUACAUUUUGUUUAUAUCCAUGGAUAAUUCCAAUUGAAUUUAAAUAUCAACUUUUAACUUUGGAUUCUAAUGUAAAUCAAAGGAAUUAGGGUGAUUUUAUUUUGCAAUAAAUAGGACUUGCACCUUCAUUAAAAUUAUUGAUAGAUAGAAAUGAUAUUGUAAAUAGUGCAUUAGAAUAACUUUCAAGAAAAGAAAUUAAUUUAAAAUCUAGAUUAUCAAUAGUGUUUAAGGGAGAAUAAGGUAUAGAUUAAGGAGGUUUGACAAGAGAAUUUUUCUCUUUAUUGACUCAAAAACUUUUUGAUGUUUAAUUUACUAUGUUUGUUACAAGAAAUAAUAAUACUGUAUUAUGGUUCAAUAAACAUCAUAUGGAAAUGCCUAUAAAAUAUGAAUUAAUAGGAAUGUUAUUAGGAUUAGCUUUGUAUAAUUAAGGUAUAAAUAUAAUAAUAAUAAAAUUUAAGUUUUAUUGGAUAUAAAUUUCCCAUAGUUAGUAUUUAAAAAGUUAAUGAAUGAACCAGUUUCAUUUGAAGAUCUUAAAGAAUUAGAUUUAGAUACUUAUAAAGCAUUGAAUUUAUUGAAUGAAUAUGAAAAGGAUGAUAUUGAGGAAGCAUUUGCAAUUAAUUUUUCAAUAACAGAAUAUGAUAAUUGGGGAUAAGCCUUGAAUGUUGAAUUAAUAGUAAAUCUCAAUUUAAUUAAUAGUAAAAUGGUUAAUAAAUAAUGGUCACAUAGAAGAAUAAACAAUAAUACAUUUAGUUAUGUACUGAAUAUUAUUUGAAUUAAUCAAUCCAAAAAGAAUUCCAAAGAUUUCAUGCAGGAUUUUGGAAAGUUGUAGAUGGAAAUGGUAUAAAAUUAUUGACAGGAGCUGAAUUACAAACUAUGAUUUUAGGAUAAAAACAUUUAAAUAUGUAAGAAUUGGAAGAAUCUACUAAAUAUGAUGGAUUUGAUAAAAAUUCUGAAUAUAUAAGAACUUUCUGGGCAUAUAUUCAUUCAUUAGAUGAAUAAUAAUAAAAGAGAUUUUUAUUUUUUUCAACAGGAUCUGAUAGAGUUCCUGUUGGUGGAUUAAAAUCAUUGAAGUUUGUUAUUUAAAAGCAUGGUGAAGGUAUAAUUUUAUAUUUUUAUAUUUAUAGACACCGAAUAAUUACCAUCAGCACAUACAUGUUUUAAUGUGUUUUUAUUACCUAAGUAUGAUUCACCAGAGAAAAUGAUAGUAAAAUUAUAGAUUGCCUUUGAAAAUAGUGAAGGAUUUGGAUUAAUGUGAU
Paramecium pentaurelia is the source of this 4134-nucleotide messenger RNA. Lineage: Eukaryota; Ciliophora; Oligohymenophorea; Peniculida; Parameciidae. The record is from the annotation of a GenBank genome assembly.